Puntigrus tetrazona (Sumatra barb) is the source of this 7701-nucleotide messenger RNA. Its product is annotated as immunoglobulin domain-containing protein. The coding region runs from base 5411 to 6265 and encodes 284 amino acids. Gene Ontology annotation, biological process: positive regulation of immunoglobulin mediated immune response; positive regulation of T cell receptor signaling pathway; positive regulation of mast cell activation. Lineage: Eukaryota; Metazoa; Chordata; Actinopteri; Cypriniformes; Cyprinidae. Gene Ontology annotation, cellular component: external side of plasma membrane. The record is from RefSeq and is a predicted model, not a curated record. The transcript has 5 exons.
AUUACACAAAUCACGUUACAGACGAAUACCAGGACAAGCAGCUGACAAUACACAAUGCUUGCCAAGCUAGGCCUUAGUCACCAAGAAGAAAAUCCCUACAACUGCAGGUUGAAAAAAACUAAUUGCUUUAACUUCUAGGCAAGAUGUUCUGUAAGAGGCUACUAAUCAGGUCUGCUGUUUAAACGUGAUUGGUUUUGUUUGACGGGGUUUUGAGAUCUUUUUCAUGAGCUGUUGUUUAAUCGAUGGACUCCAAAAUCAACCCUCGCUAAAAAUAUACCUUUGUGCUGCGCGGUGACAGUGUAUUAACCAUUCCAGAAUAUAAGGCUGUGUCCUCAGGCCCACUAUUAUCCAUAAAAAGAUUGCACAAUUAUAUUACAGAGAACCCAAGCGCUGCCAGCACAUCAUUUUAAAACAUUUUGGCUUGGUAAGCAACAAACAUAUGCAGCUAAAGGGAAGAGCAUUAAAGCGUAAGAUAAGUGAAUCAGAUGCAGUCCAACGAAAGUCAAUGUAUCAGGCAAUGACAAAUGGAGAACGUGAGAUACUUCGCUGAGCUAUGCUGACAUGAGAAGCAGCUGUCUCUGCAGCCUCACAUUACUGACCUCUAGCAUUCUACUACUGCUGCACAAGAACAAUACAGCGUCUUAUAGAUGAGCAUUUCUUAAUGAACACAUAGAGGACAUUGGGAAUGUCUCAAAUGUUCGGUAAAAAUGGUGGAAGCUUACUUUGAACAGAAAACGAGAGAUGGGCAGCUGCUAAAGAUAGGUUUGAAGAAUUAAACCCAUGCCACCUGUUCUUGGAUUACAAUGAACAUUUCAGAAAUGCAUUGCACUCUAAUACAGUUAAGUAAAUCGAGGUGAGAUUAAAUAAAAUGAGUCUAGAAUUCUGACAUCACGACUCAAUCAAUUAAUUUUAUGAUAUUUUUGGUCUUCCAUGGUUACUUUUUGGAAGUGUGACAUUUAAGAUACCAGUGAAUAAUCAGCAAUAAUGAGACUUGCCUUUGUGUGUGUGUGUGUGUGUGUGUGUGUGUGUGUGUGUGUGUGUGUGUGUACUUGUUCCUACUACAUUGUGGGGGCCAAAUGUUCCCACAUGGAUAGCAAAACCUUACAUUUUUUUGAUAUUGUACUAGGGAAGGAAAUUCUUAAAAACAGUAAAUUAUGUUUUUCUAAAGGGGACCAAUACAAAAAGAUUUUCUGUAAUGGGUAGGUAUAGGGUAAGGGUAUAAAAAAUAUAAUUUGGUCAGUAUAAAAAUAAUAGAAGUCUAUGGAAAGUCCCCACAAUUCACACAAGCAUGUUUGUGCGUGUGUGUAUCUGUUUUUCUAUUCUGUUGGGGACCUAAACCUAAAUUCACACAGACUCAUGGGGACCAGGGCAAUAGAAUAUACGAUCUGUACAGUUUAAAAAACAUUACGCCUAUAAAGAGUCCGCAUUAGGAUAGUUAACCAGACAUGUGUCUCUGUGUGUGGGCUUGUUUUUCUACCCUGAUGGGGACUUAAACCUGAAUACACACAGAAUCAUGGGGAUUCCUGUCAUGGUGAGGACCUAAAAUGAGGUCCCCAUAGGCAAAGAAGCUAAUAAAUCACACAGACGUUUUUUGAAAAUUUAAAAAUGCAGAAAAUUUCCUGUAAGGGGUAGGUUUAGGAGUAUGGUCUGUGUAGGGUGAUAGACAAUAUGGUCUGUACAGUAGAAAAAGCAUUACGCCUAUGAGAAUCCCCACAAGGAUAGCAAAACAAGUCUGUGUGUGUUUGUUUUUACUUAAGCACCUUGAUUAAUGUUUGUAAUUGUAUGACGAAGAGACGAGAGACAAUACAUUUCAAUUGCUUUUUGAGUAUGCCCUCUAAAAGAAAAGAAAGAAAAAUUGUGAGGAAGUUGAAUCCUGCCAAAACUGAGUGCGGUACAAAAAGAGAAAAGCCUUUCUGCUAUUACGAUUGUAAUUACAUUGAACAUUUGAUCCAAAAAAUUUAAGAAAUAGUUCACCCAGGCUGUUUUGGAUCACCAUUGACUUCCAGAAAAAAAAUACUAUGGAGGUCAGUGGUGACCCAAAACAAUAUUUCUUCAAAUAUCUUCCUUUGUGUUCAGCAGAAUAAAGAAAUCUAUACAGAUUUGGAGCUACUCAAGGGUGAGUAAAUGAUGACAGAAUUUCCAUUUGAACUAUUCCUUAAAUGUAUAUUCCUUUAAUUCAAAAUAAAACCAUUGCAUUUGACCUUCAUAAUACAUUAUUGUGAUAUGAAAUGGUACUGCGUGUGCUCACAAAAAAUUAAGAAUAAAUGAAUGAAUGAAUGAACAAACAAAAUCAGUUCACGACAUAGUCCUUUGUGAAUUAUAUAAUGGCAAUGGCCUAGACAACAUCCGAGUGGAAUUUACCCAAACUCUAUUUCUUGCUAUGCAAAUCUACAAAGGGGGAUGGGAAGCACAGUGUAUCGCAGUGUAAUAAAAUUCAGAGUAGAUGGGGGCUGAGGUCAGGCUAUGUGUGUUGAAGUGGGGUUGGGGGUUCAGAGUGUAAGACCCCAUAUGGAUACUGAAGUAAGUCUGGGUUUAAAGGAGAAGAGGUGGGGGAAACUGGAUCGUGCACAAAAGCUGGCUUCAUCUUUCUCUUCAGUGUACAUACAAAACAUGCUAUUGUAUUCCAGACCCACAGAAUAUAGAAGAAAAGGAGGGUGAUGGAUAUGGUGUUACAUGGAUGCAUUAUGCAACAUGUCCUCUUUGAAUGAACACACACAAGUGUAAACACACUCACACACAACGUAGAAAGACUUGAGGAGGGGGUGUGUAUAUAUAUAUAUAUAUAUAUAUAUAUAUACACACACAACUAUAUCAGUCAUGCAUACAUACACAAAUACAUGUUUUUGGAUGUAUUUGUGGUUUUUGAAGGUAUAAAUAUGUAUAUUAGAUAUUACAAAAUGUGUGAUAAGAGACACCAGUAUUUGAAGUACAUUUAUAUACUGUAAAACUGCAGAUAAAAUGGAGACGGAUGACGUUUUAUGAUGCAGUCCAAUGCAGUGCAUGGAUGUUUUUAGUACCACAUUAUGCCGACAGUGGUUAGAUUGUCUGUUGAAACCUAUCAAUUAAAGUUGAAGUAAUGCAUCUACAUCUGUGUGGGAGUAAAUGGUCAGUUAUUGCAUUGCAGUGCAUGUUACGUUGCAUAAAUUAUAUUUACAUCAACAUAUCCGUAAUAAACGGUGUAAGUAUAGGAUCACAUGCCACACACAAUGCUCAAACCUCUGUAUGUACACCUGUCCAUCUGACAGAUGGGAAUGGGGGAGGGGUGGAGAAGAGAGAGAGAGAGACGCUGGGAGAGAAAAUGGGUCAGAGGAAGAAGCAGAGGAUACAGAAAAAGGACGCACAUGUCUAAUAAAAAUAGAAAGAAAAAUAAUCAAGCAGACAGGAUUUAAGAACAAAGCACAAAGCUACAGGGGGACAUCGACUAUGUUAAUUCUAGAUGUUAUUUUAAGCACACUACAAGACGACAAAUUCUUGAUCAGAUGAAUCAUAAUCACAUAGCUGUGAAUCUUAAAAGCAUUGUUAACAGACAUGACAACAAUAUCAGAGUUGCCAAAAUGUCUGUCUGAAUGUGUUUGGGUAAAUGCAUCCUAGGUUCUACCUUCAAAUCUUCCUAUGGUAUCGGCUUUUUUCAAAGGCUUUGAAUAGUCUUUAAGAGGAGCAGAUGUUAAUGGCUCAUAAAUAACUCAAAUGGGUUUGUUGAGGGUCAGAACAGGGCACAGGUUUGUGUGUAAAUGCGUAUGUGUGUCUGUGUAAGAAAGCAGAAAAGAGAGAGAGAGAGAGAGAUAAAGAGAGCAACAGAGCACAUGGUGUGGCCUGAGUGUAAAUUAGGACCAAUGCCAUUUAUAGGAGAGAAGGGACGGUGGCUAUAUAGCAAGAGGACAAAGUGACCUACACACUCACUAAAUGACCUGCUAAGAGGACUGCUUUUCUUGUUGGAAACUAUGCAUGGUUUAAACAUUGUCUUAUAAGCUCCAUUUGCAUAUUUGUAACUUUUAUAUUAAUGGGGGGAAUACAGAUACAUUUGCAUUGUCGACCCUAAGUUAGUUACUAAUUUCUAAGCAAACAAGACUUAAAAGAAAUGUAUCAAUGGCUCCUAAAACGCAAUCCAAUCUUUAUCUAAAAAAGCAAAAAUGUGACAUCAAAAACUUUUUAACAGAUACAUGCAGCAUUUUCAGUGUUAAAGUAAUGCUACAAAAUAAAAUUGUACUGUUUUAACUGUUUCUAAUCCAGUCAUUUCCAUAUAUCUACUUUUUCUCAUUUCCUUUUAACAGUUUCUUUUUCAAAAGGUAAGUGUCUUAAAUCACACAGUGAGCCACCUACAAUCAAUCAUCUUUAAAAAAAAGAAAAAGAAAUAGAAACCAUGUGAUAGAACUGAAAGAAAACAAGUUGACGGUCAAGAUGAUGGUGGUGGUGAUAAUAUAGAGGAUGAGAGAUUUAAAAACACCUUUUAUCAUUUAGUUUUUUUGAGUAGAAAAUGAAUGCCACAAAACAAGUUGCUAAACCCAACAACAAACGCAAUCAUAAAACAGUGUAAAUACAACUCCAAAACUGUAAAACAUUGAACCUUAUUAAUUGUUCUAACCCAGAGCAUCAUGAGAACACCAGUAUACCAGUAUGUGUGUGUGUGUGUGUGUGUGUGUAUAUAUAUAUAUGGCCUCUUACAAAUGAAGCUGUGGGGAGCGUAAGACAAAAUAAGCAAGCACUGUUCUAGAAUGUCAACACAGUCCUAGCGUGAUGUUUAUGUGUGUGUGUGUGUGUGUGUGUGUGUGUGUGUGUCUGGUCGUCUCAGUUGUCACCUUGUAGUGAAAUUGUUUAACCUCCCUGCUCAGCACUACAUAACUUACAGUUCAAGUAAGGUAUCGUUAUUUAAUGAUUUAAAGCUCCUUUUAGAGUUAAAGGCAAUGUAUUUUUCCUUAACAUAUUUGAUGGAUGUUUCCACUGAUUUAGCCAGCCCUUGCAGUUUCCAUUAAAUGAUUCCAUUUCCCCGAGACAUAACAAUUACCACGCGUUAUAUUUUUUUCCUUGUUCUAAUAUGUUUUUCAAGCUAAUGUAGUGAGUAUGACUUUGCUUACAGUUUUUGCAUAUACAUUUUUAAGUAUCAUAUAAUACAUUCGUUUUAUACCGUUAAACUGAAGGUGACAGUCAUUUCUAAGUAGAAAGAUAUGUUUGGUGGAAACGCCCACGUUCAAGCAUCAUUUCCUUUUUAGAGAUAUCAAAGAUGUUACUGAGUUGGCAAUAAAAGAAAGAAGAUGAAGUAUAGGCUUAUUCAGAUUAGCUGACGGUAAGACUGAUGUAACAGAGAGGUCUAGUUUGAAGUCAGUAUAAGAACACAUAAAAAAAAAAAAAAAAAAAAAAGACAAACCAGGAAACAGGCGGAAGAGAACGUCUAUGUUGGUUUAGCUCGACAACCAUGAGCAGCAACUUUUUUUGCGCUCUUCUCAUACUUGCCUUCCUGGAAUCAGGCAAAUCAAACAAUGGUGUAUCUAUUAGUCACAGGCGAGAUGGAGAUGGCCAGAACAUUACCUGUGUCCUCUCAGGGGAUGAAAACAUGACACAAAUCAACUGGGAGAUGCUAAGAGGCCCGAAUCGCACCAAACUGGGAACGUAUCAUCCUCUUUUUGGAAUUUACAUAGUGAAAGAAUAUGAGACUAAAGUAAAGAUCCAGAGCAAAAAAUCUCCUCACCCGUCAUCAUCCCUUCUCAUUAAAGUGGCGCCGAAUGAGAGUGUGCUAAUCUGUUGUGCGUUCAUAACAUUUCCUUCGGGUAAACUUGAGCACUGUAUCGAUAUCAGUAAGAAAGAUGUCAAUAUCAACACGUCUAUGAUCAAAGAUUUUACAUAUGUGGAACCAGAGCCAAAGCUGGGAUUGUUUGGAAAUCUGGGUGUAAUGAUCAUUGGAACUAUCCUCUCCCUUUUUAUCCUGACCAUCCUUUUCUAUUUAUGCAGAAAAAACAGCUGUAGAAGGAGGAAGUCGUUUAAAAUACGAACAUACUUGACAGACUCCCCGGCUGAGACAUUUGCUGAAGAAUCAGUCGAUGAACCAACUUCUCAUAGUUCUGCUAAUGGCUUUGACGCCGCAAAACUUUAUGCCAAGAUCAAAAACGACCUUUUCUAUGGCCGGCUGUGGAAGUCUUACCAAGGCCAACCCAAACCAUGGACAGAAGGUACCGUGACUGAUCACGGACAUGUUUAUCACCUGUUAGGACAGAGCCCCUUACCGCAAAGAAAUGUGGAGGACAGCCCCUUGAAGCCAGAAACAACAGAAUGAUUACGUUACGGCAUUAUUUUUGAAUUAUUUGUGUACUGUAAAAUAGCUUAAAGCAGUUUGCAAUGCGUAAUAUUAGAAAAAGAAUACAUUUAAAUAAAUAAAUAUUUUGUUUUGUUUUCAAGAUAAAUAAAUCCUGAAAACACUGAAUAAACUUUUAUGUGAGAAUUUAACAGUCAUGCAAGUCCCAGGUCUUUUCUCUGCAGGCACGUCUUUCAAGGCCAAUUUGAAAAUAAAUUACAAUAAUUAAUAUAGCUAUAUAUGGUUCAAGUUAAUUGAUUUAUUAUUGUUUUAUUAUUGAAAGAUUUAUUAUUUCUUAGUAUCUCCUUGUUAAUUAAAUCAUGCUUAUGUAAUAGUAGAAUAUAUAAAGUUUUGGUUAAAUAAAAUGAUCACUUUGCAAUUUAUUACCACACAUUGUAUGUGUUUGAUACAGUUUGAUUACACGUACCGUCUCUACAUUUAAUAAAAAUUAAGUGCUUAAUCUUGUCAUUAUACAUUACCAUCACUCUCUUGUCCUAUUUAACACCGUUCAGUGCUUUGACACAACCUGUAUUGUUAAAAGCGCUAUAUAUAAAAGUGAUUUGAUAUUCGCAUAGUUUCCUUAUUCAAAUUGGAAAGAGUAAGAGAUAAAGAAAACAGACACACACAAAAAUAUCAGACUGUUUUUUUUAUAUAUUUUUGUAAAUCUGUUGCAGGCUACCUACCUUAACAUUUAUGAUCAGUGCUAUUCAAAUCAUUUUGUAUUCUUUCUAUCAGUUUUCUUUUUAUUUAUUAUACAAUUAACAAAAAAGCCUCUAAUACUUGCUCUAUUUUUCUUGUAUUGUUUUCUUUUUCAAUAAAAAAAUAAAACCUUGCUAUGUUUACUGUAUUAAGCUGACUGAAACGAGUUAUAGCACUCUUUGCUCUUUUCUUGAUUUUGAUUGUUUUCAUUGUCCUCAUUUGUGACUAGCUUUGGAUAAAAGCAUCUGCUGAAUGGCUGCAUGUAAAUAUAAAUGAAAUGCUAUUUACUUUAAGGGAGAAGGAAAUGUUGUGCACUUCCUGUAUCUAGCUCGGGUUCUGGUUUAUACUUCCUGCUUGUAGCUACAGGUUCCCAUAACCUGCGAGUAUAAACGCUUUUUAGGCUUUUUUUACGAGUCUAUUAUAUAAAACUGCAAUGUCGCCUUCUACUCGCUUGGUGGGGCUACGAUACUGUUUUUAAAAAGAAAAUCUCUUACGAAAUGGCCUCGUGUCUAUCUCUUGAAUGUUUUUUAAUGUUUUCGAAACACAUUAGAGACCUUUGUCACGGCUGUAUCCAAACGUGCGUCUGAAUAAUCAUUAACAUUUGGUUAAAGAAAACAUGCUUUACUUGUUAGCUAACCAAAAGAAAUAUGUCCAGACUGUUUUUACAAGCCUGCAGGAGUUGAAAGUCCUUGUUAGACGGUCUUGUCACGACUCUCGCG